CAAGACUUUUGUCUGCCCCGUGUAGCCUUGAUGUUCCAUGUUGAGUAGGCGGGUUAUCUGAAUUGUGUCCUGGAUUUUAAUGCAGUGCUUAUUAGUUUAUUUCUCCUCACGGCAUGCAAAGGGGCAGUUCGUUGUAUGGCCACGUGUAAUACAAAUGGACUUCCAAAGCAUCAUGAAGAUUCCAUUCUAAGUGGGGAUAGUCUUAUUCCAAUUAUCCAACCCCAUAAUAUUUUUGAUAAUACUAUUGAGAGGAAAAUUAAUUCUAUAAUGGCUCCACGAACAGGUCCUUAUCUUGCUUCAAUGCCCAUACAGUUAAAUGGUGCCUCUAAUCCAUGUAAAAGUGAUGAUGAUAAUGAUACUAAAAUGGGAAAUGCUACUGCUGUUAUUGUUGACCAGUCUAUUAGUACUCACCAUCAAAUCCCAGUCAGCAGUAGCAUAUCGAAUUCCCCUGCUGUUGACAGGAAAACUUCAAGUCCUAAUGUACAAAUUAGUCAGAUAUCCUCCUCAUCAUCAACAACAACAGUGCCAAAAAGGCGAUCUGUACGUGACAAACGGGUUACAAAUUCUGAAAAUACUAUUCAAUAUCAUGCUUCGCUUACACAACGUUUAAAUGUGUGUGAUGAACGCCUACUUCGUAUUCGUACAAGAGCCUUAAACUUAUUAACACGCUUGUCAGCUUGUCAUGACUCUUCAGGAUCACAAAAUGAUGGUAAUGAAUCACUGCCUAGUUCUUGUGUGCCUAGUAUUCUGUCAUGGAAUUUGACAAAUGAAGAUACAGAGAGUAGUACAGACAAUGAUGAUGAUGAUGAUGAUAACGAAGCUGAAAUGAGGAAUAAAGCUUUGUCCAGUUCUAAACAGUCCUGGUUGUAUACUCGUUCUGUGACACACUCGAAUUGGCAAUGGUUGCGGAGUGAAAUAGAAUCAUCUAGAAUGUGUAUACAAGAACUUGAAAGAUUGAAGCAUCAUUUUCAUAAUUCGAGGAAAGGAUUCAAGCAUGAAGAGGCUAAUAAUAAUAAUGGUAAUAGUGGUAGCAGUAAUAGCAGAUACAGUUCCGAAGAAAUGACCUGUUCACGUGUAUCUCCCUACUGUGUUAACAAAAGAAAGCCGCGACACACUUACCACAAUCUCUCCUCACCGAAAUAUGCUCAUAUCAUGCAAGAGUUUAAUGAGUAUUCUGCCGGUGAUCCCUACAUUAAAUGUUCUUGUAUUCCACCGUUUAUUGGACCUUGUAUUUUGUGUUGUGGAUCUGAACUAUCACCAUCACCACCACCACGACCAUCCGGUGCUUGUUCCGUCGAAUUGUCGAAUAAAUCAGAUGGUCGAGACUUGCUUAUCUCAGCUCAUUCAUUGUGUACACAUAUUCAUCCGAAAUUAUCAAUCCCAGGAGAUAUCCAAUUAGCUCUUCGUUUAGAAUCCCGUCUCUCCGGCUAUUCAUCAGUUUAUUUUCGACCGCAUAAAACUACUGUGCGUUCAAUACAAGCUUAUGAGAAACCAAAGUACUUACAGACCUUAAAUUCAAUCAUCAAUAAUAACACUCAUAUUUCAUCCCAUUUUAAAGAUAAUGAGAAACCCAAUGAUGAAUCGACAAUAAUUCCAACAAAAUCAUCAGUUCCACGUUCAAAGAAUUCUCGUUUAAAGAAGCGAAAAUUAGUCUCAUCAAAAAAAUCUCAAAUCAACUCAUCAUCAUCAUCAUCCUGCUCACUACAAACAUCACCUGGACUUUCGACCAAAUUACCUCGUCAAACUCAAGAAAGUGCACAGGAUACGAAUAAGGUAACCGAAGCUCAGUGAUACGCGGAAACAACUCCAUCCAUUGUCAGGGGAUAGAUACUAUUUAGACAGAUGAUGUUUGUGUUUCUAUCAUCUAUCUCGGUAAUUCUUCUGUAUGUGUGUGUGGGUGUUUGACAAAGAUUAUUAACCAGAUUUCUUAUUUAUUUACAAAUUUAUUUCGUUUCUCUCCACAUACACAUCUGUGUCUCCAUGCCAAUUUUGUUUCAUAUAAGAAUUAUCUCAACUACUGUCACAUCAGUAUAUAUAUAUCGGUCUGUUGAUUGAUUAUGUGGCAGUAAUGAUGAAACACACUUUUCUUUUGUAUUUCUCAGCAUUUAUCACAUCUAGUCCCCAUUGUAUCUCUUUCUCUCCAUCCCAUCCCUACGUUUGUUUGUUUUUUUAGUACAUAAGCGCACUCUGUAUGCGUAGAACUGCAAAAGUCCUCUGGUAAUAUCUUUCUGUUGUUGUAUUGUUUUCAUGGCUAUUCUCAUUCAUAUGAUAUCAGUACAACUGAUGAGUUUUCAUCACUGAUAUCACGACAACAUCACCCACUGAAAAACAUACAUGCCCAUCCAACUCCUCAUUUUUUGCCUUUUCACUUUGAAUAAUCUAAAAAUUCUCUACAUAUAAAGUAUCUUAAGUGUAUUAUAUUCACAUAUUUGAAUAUUUUGUGUAUAGUUCAGUCGCAUUAACUAAUUCCUUGUUUCCAGCUCUGUCUAUCUGUCAGUUUGUCUGUCUCUCUCUCUCUCUCGUUCCUGGUUUGUCCUUCUUUUUUAAGAAAAUCUUCAUUACAUUUAUUAUUUGUAUAUUUUGUAUAUUCCCCAACACCAUUUAAUACAUUACCAUUAUGAUUAUGAUGAAAUAAUGAAGUCAGUGCAAUUUCCGGUGUUUACUCUUUUUAUUGUUCUUUGUAUGCUUCGUCUUGCAAUAAUGUGUCAUUAUGUGAGUAUAGUGAAAUAAUCUACUAGGUGAACACACUUUUAAUGGUGAGCUUGCGUGUAAGAGG
Molecule: messenger RNA, 2776 nt
Organism: Trichobilharzia szidati
Lineage: Eukaryota; Metazoa; Platyhelminthes; Trematoda; Strigeidida; Schistosomatidae
Source: the annotation of a GenBank genome assembly